This is a messenger RNA of Camelus dromedarius (Arabian camel), 2356 nucleotides long. It is a transcript of the gene TFEB, whose product is annotated as transcription factor EB. Lineage: Eukaryota; Metazoa; Chordata; Mammalia; Artiodactyla; Camelidae. Gene Ontology annotation, molecular function: RNA polymerase II cis-regulatory region sequence-specific DNA binding; protein dimerization activity; DNA-binding transcription factor activity, RNA polymerase II-specific. Bases 290 to 1723 code for a protein of 477 amino acids. The record is from RefSeq and is a predicted model, not a curated record. The transcript has 9 exons. Gene Ontology annotation, cellular component: nucleus. Gene Ontology annotation, biological process: humoral immune response; positive regulation of DNA-templated transcription; regulation of transcription by RNA polymerase II.
ACCAUCCACGUUGGGGAGAGCUGUGGCUGUGAGAGGCCUCCCGGGCGUGUGGUCCUCUCUCCGCUGUGAGUAAUCCUCAGCCACAUUUGCAGCUCCCAGGGGAUUGUGUAACUUCCUCUCAGGCCAAGGUGCAGGGGGCUGGGUGAGAAACAGCACUGGGGAAAAUGAGGAAACUGGGGCCGGCUCUGGGGCAGGGGCACAGCCCUGGGCCCUGGCCCCCGGAGGAGCUGAGCAUUCCUGGGGGCCCCCUUCCAGGGGGCUGCCUUCGCCCAGGGAGCCAGCAGCCGCCAUGGCGUCGCGCAUCGGGCUCCGCAUGCAGCUCAUGCGGGAGCAGGCGCAGCAGGAGGAGCAGCGGGAGCGCAUGAAGCAGCAGGCCGUCAUGCAUUACAUGCAGCAGCAGCAGCAGCAGCAGCAGCAGCUGGGGGGGCCGCCUACCCCUGCCAUCAACACCCCCGUCCACUUCCAGUCUCCGCCACCAGUGCCCGGGGAGGUGCUGAAGGUGCAGUCCUACCUGGAGAACCCCACCUCCUACCACCUGCAGCAAUCCCGGGACCAGAAGGUUCGGGAGUACCUGUCGGAGACCUACGGGAACAAGUUUGCCGCCCACAUCAGCCCUGCGCAGGGCUCCCCAAAGCCCCUGCCAGCCGCCUCCCCCGGGGUGCGGGCCGGACAUGUGUUGUCUUCCUCGGCUGGCAACAGUGCUCCCAACAGCCCCAUGGCCAUGCUGCACAUUGGCUCUAACCCCGAGCGGGAGUUUGAUGUUAUCGACAACAUUAUGUGUCUGGACGAUGUCCUGGGCUUCAUCAAUCCUGAAACUCAGAUGCCUAACACGCUGCCCCUGUCCAGCAGCCACCUGAAUGUGUACAGUGGAGACCCCCAGGUAACCGCCUCCCUGGUGGGAGUCACCAGCAGCUCCUGCCCGGCUGACCUGACCCAGAAGAGGGAGCUUACAGAUGCUGAGAGCCGGGCUCUGGCCAAGGAGCGGCAGAAGAAAGACAAUCACAACCUCAUUGAAAGGAGGCGGAGGUUCAACAUCAAUGAUCGCAUCAAGGAGCUGGGAAUGCUGAUCCCCAAGGCCAAUGACUUGGACGUGCGCUGGAACAAGGGCACCAUCCUCAAGGCCUCUGUUGAUUACAUCCGGAGGAUGCAGAAGGACCUGCAGAAGUCCCGGGAGCUGGAGAACCACUCUCGGCGCCUGGAAAUGACCAACAAGCAGCUCUGGCUCCGUAUCCAGGAGCUGGAGAUGCAGGCUCGCGUGCACGGCCUCCCGACCACCUCCCCGUCGGGCAUGAACAUGGCGGAGCUGGCCCAGCAGGUGGUGAAGCAGGAGCUGCCCAGCGAGGAGGGUCCUGGGGAGGCCCUGCUGUUGGGGGCCGAGAUCCCCGACCCCGAGCCACUGCCGGCUCUGCCCCCCCAGGCCCAGCUGCCCCCACCAGCUCAGCCACCCCAGCCACCGUCCCCCUUCCACCAACUGGACUUCAGCCACAGCCUGAGCUUUGGGGGCGGGGGCAGCGAAGGGCCCCCAGGCUACCCUGAACCUCUGGGGCCAGAGCACGGCUCCCCAUUCCCGAACCUGUCCAAGAAGGAUCUGGACCUCGUGCUCCUGGAUGACUCACUGCUACCCCUGGCCUCCGACCCCCUCUUCUCCACCAUGUCCCCCGAGGCCUCCAAGGCCAGCAGCCGCAGGAGCAGCUUCAGCAUGGAGGAGGGUGAUGUGCUGUGACCUGGGCAGCGGGGGCAGGCCUGGGGGCUGGGAGGGCUAGGGCCACCUCCCUCCCAGCAUUCAGGCUGCACUUGUGUGUGAAGUAGCCACCUGCCCCGCCUCACUCCUCCCUGUCAGCCCCCUGUUUGGACUGAGUGCCUGCUUGGCAGCCUGUGGGGUCAGAAGCCCCCCACCCAGGGGCAGCCCUCUUGAUGGGGCUGGGCACGAAUAAGCCUUUAACCUGGCUCCUGGAGGUGAAAUCACAAGAGCAAGGGAAGGGACAGGGUACACUGGAGGCCAGAAGAAGUCCUGUCUUCUGAGCCUGGUUCCCCCCACCAGUGAAGGACACAUUGGAACAGAGGGUUCAGAAGUUCCUUCUCAGAGGUAGUGACUGGUCCAGGGGGUGCCCAGGCCUGCCUUUCUGGGACUCUGAUGGCAACAAGCCCGUCCUCCAGCCUGGCACUCCCUGCCCCUCAUGCAGGUGGGGCACCCCCACCCCCUUUGGUGCUAACAGCUCUCCACCAGGUGGUGUGAGGGCGGGGGUGGCCAGAAGAGGGGGCGCUGGGCUCAAGUUAGAGCGUGGGGUCACUGCUGGAAGAGCAGUUCCCCUCCAGGCUCCCCACUUUGUGCCUUUAGUAAACACUGUGCUUUGUA